Molecule: messenger RNA, 1706 nt
Organism: Pterocles gutturalis (yellow-throated sandgrouse)
Lineage: Eukaryota; Metazoa; Chordata; Aves; Pterocliformes; Pteroclidae
Gene: ATG4C
Product: autophagy related 4C, cysteine peptidase
Exons: 10
Coding region: 53-1432 (459 amino acids)
Molecular function (GO): protein-phosphatidylethanolamide deconjugating activity
Source: RefSeq, a predicted model, not a curated record
CAGAAUUGAACGUCUUACAAGACAGCGAUGGCUUUUUCUCAAGAAUUUGAAUAUGGAGGCCACAGGGACAGAUGAAGUAGAAAAGAUAAAAUCAAAGUUUAUGUCUGCAUGGCACAACAUGAAAUACAGUUGGGUGUUGAAAACAAAAACUUACUUCAGUAGAAGCUCCCCGGUCUUUCUGCUGGGAAAAUGUUACCACUUCAAAACUGAUGAAUCUGGUGAGCUUUCUACAGAUGGGUCCAAUUUUGAUAAAAUCAACACAGAGAUUUCAGGAAAUGUUGAGGAGUUUCGUAAAGAUUUUAUUUCUAGAAUAUGGCUGACUUACAGAGAGGAAUUUCCUCAGAUAAAGGGGUCUGCAUUAACGACAGACUGUGGUUGGGGCUGCACACUGAGAACUGGUCAAAUGCUGCUGGCUCAAGGUCUUAUGCUUCAUUUUCUUGGUAGAGCCUGGGUCUGGCCAGAUGCGUUGGACAUUGACAAUUCAGAUUCUGAAUCAUGGACAGCCAAUACAGUGAAAAAGCUGACGGCAUCAUUCGAAGCAUCGCUUACAGCAGAAAGAGAACCCAAGAUCCUGUCAAAUCAUCAUCAGGGAACAUUAAAGAGAAACUGUGAUGACAGUGAAAUGAGAAAUGAAGUCUAUCAUAGAAAAAUAAUUUCUUGGUUUGGUGACUCUCCGCUGGCAGCUUUUGGCUUACAUCAGCUAAUAGAAUAUGGAAAGAAGUCUGGAAAAAUUGCUGGAGAUUGGUAUGGGCCUGCAGUUGUUGCACACAUUUUAAGAAAAGCUGUUGAAGAAGCAAGAGACCCUGAGCUACAAGGAGUAACAGUCUAUGUUGCUCAGGAUUGUACAGUCUACAGCUCAGAUGUUAUUGACAGACAGUGUCCUUUUAUGGGUUCUGGAAAAGCAGACACAAAAGCUGUAAUUAUAUUAGUUCCUGUGAGACUUGGUGGAGAGAGAACAAACAUGGACUACUUAGAGUUUGUAAAGGGAAUUUUAAGCCUUGAGUACUGUGUCGGUAUUAUUGGUGGCAAACCCAAGCAGUCAUAUUACUUUGCUGGAUUUCAAGAUGACAGUUUGAUUUACAUGGAUCCUCAUUACUGCCAAUCUUUUGUAGAUGUCAGCAUAAAGGAUUUCCCUCUUGAGUCAUUCCACUGUCCUUCUCCCAAAAAGAUGUCAUUCAAAAAAAUGGAUCCAAGCUGCACGAUAGGAUUUUAUUGUAGAACUGUGCAGGACUUUGAGAAGGCUUCUGAAGAAAUAACAAAGAUGCUGAAAUCUUCAUCUAAGGAGAAAUAUCCCUUGUUUACUUUUGUAAAGGGUCAUUCUAGAGACUAUGACUUUGCUUCCAGUCCACUCCGUGAAGAAAAUGACCUUUUCUCUGAGGAUGAAAAGAAAAGAUUAAAAAGAUUUAGUACAGAGGAGUUUGUCUUGCUUUAAGGAUGUUUUACACAAGAUUAUUGGCAGCUGUCCAGGAGAACACUUGCUUUUUAAAAAAAUAAAAAAAGUAGAAAAUGUAUGCGUCCUCCUCCCCCAAAAAGGCAAGCUUGUGCUGGAUUUGGUCUAUUUUCAUAAAGAUUAUAAUGUUUUAUAGGUUAAUAGUCUUUAAAAUGUCAUUUAUAAAUGUACUUACUAAUUGUUUUUGUUCACUACGAGUUGGAUGAGUCUCAUGUCUUGUUGUGCUAGUGCAGACAGAAGGCAUUGUUUAGAGCCA